This is a messenger RNA of Thermochaetoides thermophila DSM 1495, 1080 nucleotides long. RefSeq lists its product as uncharacterized. Bases 1 to 1080 code for a protein of 359 amino acids. The transcript has 3 exons. The record is from RefSeq and is a predicted model, not a curated record. Lineage: Eukaryota; Fungi; Ascomycota; Sordariomycetes; Sordariales; Chaetomiaceae.
AUGCGUCUCAACACCCUCCCGACCGUCCUCUUCGCCGGCACUGCAGCUGCUCUCGCCGCGGUUGAGCCCGAAUGCGCCAAAAACGCCAUCUACGACUGCUUCACCCACUCUCUCUCCGCCGCAUCCUCAUUUUGCACAGCUCACGUCCUCACCGAUGAGAUCUCUGCCCUGACCAAGACCAGCACGGUCAUCAUCACGCCGACUGUGACCAUCAGAGAAUGGAUCGCUGAGGAAACUGAAACGGUAUGGACGACGGUGACAACCCAUGAUGAAGGUGAACAGAAGAAAAGUGUCGGCGUCGAAGAUGUCUUCCUCCACAAGAGAAGAAGGAAGGCCAAGCGGGCGUGUCGUACCCGUCCUCCUUCGUGUCUAGCUUCCCUCACUGUUGACAGCGAUAGCGCGGAGGAAUUCACCCAAGCCUGCACCUGCAUCGGCCUCACGCCCACAACCCCCACUGCUGUGGUCAUCACCAUCACCGAGACCGCUGCGCCCACAGAUGUCACCGUCACAGCAACCACUACCGACACAGUCACAUCGAUGACAACAACAGCCACUGUCAACCCCAAGCGCACGGAUAACCCCAACCUGGACUUCGAAGAGAACUGGUUCCGCUUCUGGACGGUGAACACUGGCGACACUUUUUUAACCAAGAAGGCGAGCACGGCGCCAGACGGCGGCAAUGAGAUGGCCGUGGCAAAGGUGAAGACCAUGCCGCCCCAUUACCAGACGGGGAUGGUCAGUUUGCGGUAUGGAUAUUACUGCAUACCCGGUCAAGUAUACCGCCUUCUGGCCUCCUACUCCUUGCAGCCCACUCUCCCUGAAAACGCCUCGCAUACAGACCCCGGCAUCCUCAUGAGCAUCACAACCGACAGCGGCGCGACACUUCUCAUCUGGCAAACAGGCGACGAGAUUCCCGAGGGAUGGCAGCGGGUCAGCACGCUGUUCGCUUGCUCACACGAUGAGUCGGAGAAUGAGAUUCAUGUGUAUAUUGAGGUGAAGCCAAAUGGCGGGGAGAUAGAAGUGUGGUUGGAUAAUUUUGAGAUUGUGCCUGUUUAUGGGGGAUUGAGCUUGACUCGAUGA